GCUAGGCCCCAGCUUUCAAGAUGCUUUCGCUGCAGAAUCAACGGCAACCAAAGACAACGCCUUUGGUGGACGACUACGAAAUAUCGGACACGGUGCUCGGGCUGGGCAUCAAUGGAAAAGUGGUGCAGUGCACCAAUCGGCGCACCAAACAGAAUUUCGCCCUCAAGGUCCUGCUGGACAACGAGAAGGCGCGCCGCGAGGUCGACCUGCACUGGCGGGCCAGCGGCUGCAAGCACAUCGUGAACAUCAUUGACGUCUACGAGAACACGUACAGCGGACGCAAGUGUCUGCUGGUCGUAAUGGAAUGCAUGGAGGGCGGUGAGCUGUUCCAGCGCAUCCAGGAGAAGGCGGACAGCUCCUUUACGGAACGGGAAGCGGCUCACAUAAUGCGCGAGAUAUGCGAGGCGAUUUACUAUCUCCACAGCCGGGACAUAGCGCACCGCGACCUGAAGCCAGAGAACUUGCUCUACACGACAAAGGAGCCGAAUGCGAUACUGAAGCUGACAGACUUUGGCUUCGCCAAGGAGACGUUCACCAACGACACCCUACAGACGCCCUGCUAUACGCCGUACUAUGUGGCUCCGGAAGUGCUCGGCCCGCAGAAGUAUGACAAGAGCUGCGACAUCUGGUCGCUGGGCGUGGUCAUGUACAUCAUCAUGUGCGGCUUUCCGCCGUUCUACAGCAUCAACGGACUCUCCAUAUCGCCGGGCAUGAAGAAGCGCAUACGGUCGGGCCAGUACGACUUCCCCGACCCCGAGUGGACGAACGUCAGCCAGGCGGCCAAGGAUCUGAUCAAGGGCAUGCUCAAUGUGGAUCCCAGCAAGCGGCUGCGCAUCGAGGAUGUGCUGCGCAACAAGUGGAUAGCCCAGUACGAUGCGGUGCCGCAGACGCCACUCUGCACCGGCCGCAUGCUCAAGGAGGGGGAGGAGACCUGGCCGGAGGUGCAGGAGGAGAUGACGCGAUCGCUGGCCACCAUGCGAGUGGACUACGAUCAAAUGCAAAUCAAGGCGCUGGACAAGUCCAACAAUCCGCUGUUAACGAAGCGCAGGAAAAAGAUUGAGGAAAUCUAUGCGGAGCACAAGAAAUAGAUUUAGCGGCCGCUGCCAGCGUGAACAAACCAAGGCCAAACCCCCUUUUUUUCCCCCUACCCACACACACACGCACACAUGUGGGUCUAUGUGUGCGUGUGAAGAGAUAGAUCAUAAUAAGAUUUAUAUGCCACA
Molecule: messenger RNA, 1223 nt
Organism: Drosophila arizonae
Lineage: Eukaryota; Metazoa; Arthropoda; Insecta; Diptera; Drosophilidae
Gene: MAPk-Ak2
Product: MAP kinase-activated protein kinase 2
Biological process (GO): protein phosphorylation
Molecular function (GO): ATP binding; protein kinase activity
Source: RefSeq, a predicted model, not a curated record